AUGACUACACCUGCUGUGCCUAUACUUAAGAACCUAUAUACGCAUCGUACCGCAACAACAGAGCGACCAUGCUUUGUGUGCAAUAAAUAUACGAAUGCAGUUUUAACCACAGAUAAUGGGUUAGAUUGGUUUUAUACUUGCACUAGUCACUUGGAUGAUCGUGGAUUCGCUACGGCAUUUCCUGAACCGGAAAAAAUUCCUCCAACACCACCGAAAUCAAAAGAAAAAAAGGAUCCUACCAAAAAAGAAAAAAACGAAGACAAGACAGCUAAAAACGAAAAAGAUUCCAAAGAUUCGACAAAGACUAAAGACGAGAAAGAUGAAAAGAAUAAAGAUGAAAAGGAUACGGAUGGAAAGAAUAAGGAUGAAAAGAAUAAAGUUGAAAAAAGCAAAGAUAAAAAGGAAACGGAUAAGGAACAACCACCACCUAUUCCAUCACCACCUAAGCCGAAACAGUAUAUUUUACAUAGAGAUAUAUUUUAUUUGCGAGAAUCCAAUCUUAACAAAAAACGUCGAGAAAAAAAAGUACAAAACUUGUUGGAACAACUUCCUAGUGUUCCAAAAACAUCUUUACAAUAA
Messenger RNA from Dentiscutata heterogama, 579 nucleotides. Lineage: Eukaryota; Fungi; Glomeromycota; Glomeromycetes; Diversisporales; Gigasporaceae. The record is from the annotation of a GenBank genome assembly.